This is a messenger RNA of Parasteatoda tepidariorum (common house spider), 4218 nucleotides long. RefSeq lists its product as uncharacterized. Lineage: Eukaryota; Metazoa; Arthropoda; Arachnida; Araneae; Theridiidae. The record is from RefSeq and is a predicted model, not a curated record.
AAAGACUUGAAAAAUUUUUUCACCAGAACAUAUUUCAGCUUGAAUUUGUCGAAAAAGUAAAAAUAAUACUUGAUGGAGUUUGAUUUGAAAUGGGCUCAUGGAAAGUACCAGGGAUCUUCAACAUUUCUCUCGUCUAAGGACAUAGUCAUUCCCUGCGAUACUUUUCUAAAAAUAUGUGACAGUACAGGUUCGAAUUUUCGAGAUCAAGAGCUACCAUGCCCGAUUCCCGUGGGUGGUCUUGCUGCUCUACCAGAGCUUGGGGUUUUGGCGGUUUGUGAUAAAGAAACAAAACCAAAUAUACACGUCUUCAGUUUUCCUAAAUAUGAAAAAAUAAGUAUACUGAAACAAGUAAGCGAUCUGGAGUAUAAGUUGCUGAAAUUUACAGGAAUAGACUACUUAAUAUCAUUCGGAUUUGGAGUCCUUCACAGCAAAGCUGAUAUAUGGAAAUGGUCUUCUGGAGAACUGUUAAAGUCAAUAUCUAUUCUGCCCCCCAUCCCGAAAUCCGUUCCUUUAUUUCUAACGGUCAAUCCGUUGUCAUGGUAUUUAUUAACCCUCCAAAUAGGGGAAAAGUUGUAUCAUUUCGAAAUAAACUUUACGAACAGCUCUCUCAAUGUUAGAGUCGAUGAGAUAUGUUUCGAUCGAAACGAUAUCGGAGGUUUUAUUUUGAAAAGAGUGAGUGCGAGUAGUUCGCAAAGUGAAGUCAAUAAUGAUGGUGAGUUUCAGUUAGCUUGCCAUUCUUGGAUUUCGGAUGAUUGCAUUUGCUUAGGUUCACCUCAUGGUGUCUUUAAAUCGUCUACACGUCCAGGAGAAAAUAAUUAUUUAGUAAAAGCAUAUCAGAAUGACCAACCCGUAACAAGUAUGUGCUUAACCCCAUCAGGUCUAUUUUUGGGAUUUGUAAAAAAUAUUAAAUUAAUUGAUAUUUCCAGUGAAGAUUGGAUUGUUUUAAACGACAUCGAAAUAGACUAUACUGUGACACAAAUAAUUUCCUCUCCAGAUUUUUCAGUGGUAAUUGCUGAAACUAAGCAAGGACUGUUUUCUUGGGACCAAACGUGUAAGAAAAUGUUUAAUUUGUUUAAAGUAUUCGAAUUAAGUAAUAUAAUCGACGUGUGUGUGAUCGGUCCUACAUCUGAACAUUUCGCGGUUGCUAUCGGAACAGGUUUACUUCAUUUCUUUCAAUUUGAAGAUGGAAGCAUGAUAAGCAGUAUUUCUAUCGAAGAAGAAAUAACUUCUUUUGCCGUAAGCCCUUUAUGUUCAUUGGUUGCAGCUGGUACUAACUCCGGUUACAUAUACUUAGUUAGCAUAGUAGAUAUACGCAUCCCAGUCAUCAUUCAUUACGUUUUAGGUCACGAAACAACGAUUGACGGAAUAAAAUUUGAUGACUUUGGACGUUAUCUAUUUACUGUCAACCAAGAUAAAGGGAUUAACAUUUGGAACGCCUCUCCAGAAUCUAAUUUCGGUUAUCUUGGACACAUUAAAAUUGCUCAGCGAGUGAAGGGGGUAGUGACUUUGACUGACUUUGAAAGUGAUCAUACAGAUAUUUUGAUUUUAGCAGAAGAUGGUUCAAACUCAGAAGAGCGAUCUGGUAAUGUGCUAAUUCGGCUAUCUUUACCGUUCGAUUUUAAAGCUAGCGUUGAAAAUUAUUACAUCGACAGCUUUGGCACGCUAAACAUCGAAAGCCUAUUUUACCAGAAAUGGCAUUUUGACUACCCAUGCUCUAAUCUUGAUGUCCAAAAAAAUAUGGGUGCUAUUCUCUAUUCUCCAAUCACCAAACAAAUUCAGAAGUUUUCUUUGUGGACCGAUUCAGUUUCAAGGCAAACCGAUCUCAUUGAGAUGAAUGACAUUUCAUAUUUGACCAUUUCAUUCAAUCAGCGAUAUUUAGCCGCAAUAACCAAAAGUGGCACUCUGCAACUUUUUAGCAAUAAAUCUAUGACAUUGAUCGCAUCCGUUUCAGCAAAUGUAACUGCGCCAUCUAAUGAUUAUGUUUUAGAAUUUUCCCGCUAUGGUAAUAGUUUGCUAGUCGCGAGUGAUGCUGGUUACUUGUCGAGGGUUGAAUGGGAUAGAAAACAUAGUAGUUUAGAAAUUAUUCCGAAAAGUUUAGUUCACUGUCAAAUGUAUUCCGAAAAUGAAAAUUCCGAGUUGCUAAAAGUGAAUGAAGAGAAAGAAGGUGGCAAUGCCAUCAAGAGAGAAAAUGCAAUUAGAAAGGAAAAUAAAUAUUUAACCUUUGAUAUGUGGGUUGAUAUUAUGUAUUUCAGGCUUAAAAAUCUUUUGAAAGCAGAUAUCAUAGAAGACAGCAAAAAAUUACUUGACGCUCAUUUCGUUUUUGACGACAGGUUUUUAAAUAACUUAUCAGAUCGCAAUUUCAUAAGAUUUUUGAAAUGUUUAGAAAGAGAAGGAGAAUAUAUGGAAAUCUCUGACAUACAGCCUCAUUCAAUGCCUAUUAAGGUGAUAUCAUCAACAAAUUUAGGAUACAUAGUUUAUAAUUACACAACAAUUCAGUUUCUACCAGGUAGAUUCCUUGAAGAAAACGUUCGCUCUCUCAAAUUAAAUAAGGCAAAUAUAGCCAAUGUAGCUAUGCAAAAACCGGCCUCUUUCAAAAUAAGCAUGGACCUCAGCAAAGCAAAAGAUAUUAUAUUGCUUUUAGAAAAUAUAAGAAAACAAGUGUGUUAUUACAAACUGGAUUUUAAUAAAACUUUCAAUGAUCUUUAUGAGGAAGCAAACGUGUUUUCUGAUAAACUGUCUGAAUUGUCUUUCAAAAUUAAGACAGAAAUUCAAAGUUUACCCUCGAAAGCUGAAAAGGAUUUGUGGAAUGCCAUUGCUAUUGCUCGAGAAAAAGAUGAAUUCACUCCAGAAAAUUCUAAUGAUUUAUUAAACUCGGAAGUAGUUAGUGACGUAGAAAACGCUUCAAAAACGAAACAAUCAAUAGAAUCUUUAGCUGAUGCAGCUCGUUGCUUGCGAGUAGUAUUCGAUUCGAAAGUGGAACGUUUGUUUUUGAGAAAACUGUUUUGCGACUAUAUCAUACAUGCGAAUGAGCUAAAAAUAUUUUGCUCCCUACUCUUGGUGGAAGCUCAAUGUGUUAUGAAUUCAUGGACUAAACGCAUGGUACAACAACUUGAUCUAUCAAAAAUUCUUAAUAAAGAUAUAUGUGCUGUAAUUAAAAAAACUACUAAAAUAGGAAAAAGCUACCACCAAUUGUAUAAGAAAAUCCAAGAAAUUGAACGAUCUGCUGCAUUACGUUUUGAAACGAAGUGUUCUAAACUUGAUUCUAAAGCCGAAAUUUCUAAAUUUUAUAAAUACCAACCACGUAAAUUGUAUGACGCAGCAUAUUGGUUACCUUCCAUUACUUCUGAAUACCUUUCUUCAGACGUAUUUCAAGUUAUGAUUCCUCCUCCUGAGAAUAUUGAUAUGGCGAAAAAAUGGCAAAAAAUGUGUUCCCGGAAGUCUCGCCUACUAAAACUCAACGCCAUUUUAAGAUGCAUUCAGCAACAAUGCAUUAAUAUUACACGCAUCAAAAUACACUGUGAAGAAAUACAAGAGAAAGAAGAUUGUAAUCUAUUUGAAGAAACAGAGAAAAUUUCAAAUGUUGAUGAAAUUUUGUCAAAAUUGACAGAAACCGUCCGUCUACUACUAUCCAAUAAUCUUGACGCAGACAUGCAAGAAUAUUUUCGAAUUGCGGGGAUGAAAUUAUCAGAUAUUCCGCUUUCAAACCAUUUCAUUUGGGAAGGUAUAAAAAAUAGUACAGAAAGGAACAAAAAUUUACAGAUAGAACUAGAGAAUACAGGAGCUUUAAUUGACGACUUUCAAAAAUUAGCGUCAGACCAGGACGCAGAACGAACGAAGAUAAAGCAGAAUUAUCAAUUAAUUCUUAAAGAACUGCAAAGUGAGCUCGAUGACCAGAAAAAAUUAUUAACUAACAUCAGCGAUAUUAUCGACCAUCUUAAUCAAACACAAAAAUGGAAUGUUUUUAAAAAGUUUGCCUAGAGGGUUUGAUUUGAUAUCGUUAUGCGAAUUCCUGAAAUUUUCAUUUUUAUCAUCUUUUUUAAUCAUUCCAUUAGUAAAAAUUUCACAGAUGGUAUGUGUUCAAAACAUUUUCUCGUACUACUUGAUGUGACUGAUCGAAUUGUACUGCUGAAAUGUUUUCAAUGUUUACUUCGCACUUAAUAUGUCUUCUCAAUGUUUAUUAGGAUUCUCCAUUAUUUAUUCAUUGAUAAAACAUUUCAU